Haemonchus placei is the source of this 786-nucleotide messenger RNA. Lineage: Eukaryota; Metazoa; Nematoda; Chromadorea; Rhabditida; Trichostrongylidae. The record is from the annotation of a GenBank genome assembly.
AUGGAGCUGAGAGAAGACCCAACUGCUUCAGCGUCUGCUCGCGAUGCCGAUGAUUAUCCGAAAAUGCCCGAAAUAGCUUUCGAUAAGGAUACAAUUAAUGGAUCCGCAGCAGAAGGAGAAGAAGAAACGCUCACCACUACUUCAUUGACAGUUUCUUUGACUGAUGACAUUCCUACAAGCUCUGAGUCUCCAUUAGAGAAGAAGCAUCUCUCAAGGAAGACCGUGGACACUGUGACGGAAGUUUCUACGGAGAAGUUCAACACGAACUCCUCCUCAUUACACAACACAACAUUGAUAGGCUUGGAUAGCGAUGGUAAUAUGGAGUCAACGACGCAUGAAUCGAAGCCGGAGACGACAGAAUUCGUUAUUACAACCACUACUCAUCCUCCGUACUGCAUACCUUACCGUGACCACCCUACCAUUUCACGCUGCCACAAGAGUUUGAUGGCAAAAUUGUCAACGAUCGCUAAGGAGUUUCCUGAAUCCGUUUCAGUACGCUUCCCUCUUUUCAAUGUUUCAAUCGAAACGUUGGUUGGCCUUUGUGAUGACUUCGGGGAUGCAAAGAAGUGCAUGGACGGAGUGGAACGUCUCUGUCGGCAUCCAUUGCUCGAAUUCUUCAACCAGCAGUUCACUCCGGCCUGUACACUUCUCAGAAUGCGAGACUUCGAUAUAGACUACGCUUGCAUUCAAAGGAAGCUAGUUACAAGGGAUGAUUGCGUUGCCAAGAUAAACGGAACAAUCCAUCCUGAUAACAAAUGCACUGGACAUGAGGGUUUCCUCAGGUAG